This is a messenger RNA of Ictalurus punctatus (channel catfish), 824 nucleotides long. RefSeq names its product succinate dehydrogenase complex assembly factor 2 (gene sdhaf2). The transcript has 4 exons. Gene Ontology annotation, biological process: mitochondrial respiratory chain complex II assembly; mitochondrial electron transport, succinate to ubiquinone; tricarboxylic acid cycle. The record is from RefSeq and is a predicted model, not a curated record. Bases 134 to 613 code for a protein of 159 amino acids. Gene Ontology annotation, cellular component: mitochondrion. NCBI's taxonomy places the organism in Eukaryota, Metazoa, Chordata, Actinopteri, Siluriformes, Ictaluridae.
UUCGUUCCAUUCGGAGAACUACACAUCCCGAGAAGCUGUUCGGCGAAGCACCAAUCAGGCGCCGGCUUCUCAUACGGGGAUUUUAUUUAUUUGGCGUGUGUUACCAGCAUUUGCGCAUCAAACACGGGUCACAAUGCUCUCAACAGUGAUAAUGAGGACGCUCCUGCGUGGUGUUCGGUCUCCCCCGCGUUCAGCUGUUCCGGUAUCGGUGCUGAGUCGGUCUUACCGCGGUGACACGCCAGAGGUGGAGCAGGUGACGAUCCCACUGCCUCCGUGGGAGGAGAAGCAAAACGAGUCGCUGGACAUCAAGCGGAAACGCCUGCUGUACGAGAGCAGGAAGAGAGGCAUGCUGGAGAACUGCAUCCUGCUCAGUCUUUUCGCUAAGCGCUACCUGGAGAACAUGAGCGCAUCCCAGCUGCGCCAGUACGACCGCCUCAUCAACGAGCCGAGUAACGACUGGGACAUCUACUACUGGGCAACGGAAGUGAAACCUACCCCAGAUGUCUAUCAGGGAGAAGUGAUGGACCUGCUGAAGGAGUUCACCAAGAACAGAGAGAUGGAGCAGAGACUGGACGCCCCAAACCUGGAGUACCUGGAUAAAAGCAGCAAGUGAGGUCUCGGUGCUGUGGAUCAGGACGAAGCGGAAGGUGGAAGAGACUUUAAGUACGUGAGACUGAGCUGUUGUGUGACGCGAUCGAACAGAAGAGAGGGUCAUUGGUGAAUGAGCUGCUUGGUGGGACUCCUUAUGGGGGGAGUGAGAGAUGUAUUGAUUGUAUUUAAACCUGUACAGUGAUUUGUCUUAUUAAAGAUGAUGAGGAUGAGGA